CUCGCCCAAGCCGGGAGGGGUGGGGGCACUGGGCGAUGCUGGGAGGGAGCCUCGGGGGGCCCCGAGAAAGCCACAAGAUGACCCCAGACUCAGGCGCCCGGAGUGUAAGGCUCGAGGCACGAGAGACAGCUGGGCAGCCGCGCGGGGCGCUCCUGCCCACCCCCAACAGCAGCGGCCUGGGCCCGGCGUUCCAAGGCUACUGGCCCGAGAUCCCCGAGCAGCGGUCCCCGUGCGUGGCCGGCGUGGCCCCGGUCAUCUACUACAGCAUCCUGCUGAGCCUGGGGCUUCCUGUCAACCUUCUGACCGCCGUGGCCCUGGGCCGCCUGGCCGCCAGGACCAGGAAGCCCUCCUACUACUACCUGCUGGCGCUCACGGCCUCGGACAUCGUCACGCAGGUGGUCAUCGUCUUCGCGGGCUUCCUCCUGCAGGGGGCGGUGCUGGCCCGCCAGGCGCCCCAGGCCGUGGUGCGCUCCGCCAACAUCCUGGAGUUCGCCGCCAACCACGCGUCGGUGUGGCUGGCGGUGCUGCUCACGGUGGACCGCUACAGCGCCCUGUGCCACCCGCUGCACCACCGCGCCGCCUCGUCCCCGGGACGCACGCGCCGGGCCAUCGGCGUGGUGCUGGGCGCCGCGCUGCUCACGGGCAUCCCCUUCUACUGGUGGCUGGACGUGUGGCGGGACGACGACCCGCCCAGCACGCUGGACGAGGUGCUCAAGUGGGCGCACUGCCUCACCGUCUACUUCGUCCCCUGCACCAUCUUCCUGGUCACCAACUCGGCCAUCGUGUGGCGGCUGCGGCGCCGGGGCCGCGGGCGGCUGAAGCCGGGCGUGGGCCGGAGCACGGCCAUCCUGCUGGGCGUCACCACCCUCUUCACGCUCCUCUGGGCGCCCCGCAUCAUCGUCAUGCUCUACCACCUGUACGUGGCCCCCGUGCACCGGGACUGGAGGGUCCACUUGGCGCUGGACGUGGCCAAUAUGGUGGCCAUGCUCAACACCGCCCUCAACUUCGGCCUCUACUGCCUGGUCAGCAAGACCUUCCGGGCCGCCGUGCGGGGCGUCCUCCACGACGCCCACCUGUCCUGCACGCUAGGCACGCGGCCAGAUGGCACGGGAGCGGCGCCCGGGCUGAAGCCCCCGGGGUCCCCCCAAAGGCCAGGGUUGUAGGGCGAGGGCUCAGCCCCGCGGCUUAGCGGAGGUUCCCGGCUGCCCGUGUGGACUGGGUGUCUCGGGCGGUGCCCCUUGAUCGACCCCACCCGGCACUGGGGAGACGCCCAGGCAGAAGGGGAGGCCAUCUGACCCACGCUCCCAGAAACUUCCCAGCAACUCCUGUGCCUGCCAGAUGCGGGUGACGUGGACAUGUCCGUUGCUAUGGCCAGUUCUUUGUGAGGAACACUCUACCUUGCGUUUGUGAAUGUGUA
This is a messenger RNA of Sorex araneus (European shrew), 1417 nucleotides long. It is a transcript of the gene GPR142, whose product is annotated as G protein-coupled receptor 142. Gene Ontology annotation, cellular component: membrane. The transcript is spliced from 3 exons. The coding region runs from base 36 to 1163 and encodes 375 amino acids. Lineage: Eukaryota; Metazoa; Chordata; Mammalia; Eulipotyphla; Soricidae. The record is from RefSeq and is a predicted model, not a curated record. Gene Ontology annotation, biological process: G protein-coupled receptor signaling pathway. Gene Ontology annotation, molecular function: G protein-coupled receptor activity.